Molecule: messenger RNA, 4901 nt
Organism: Medicago truncatula (barrel medic)
Lineage: Eukaryota; Viridiplantae; Streptophyta; Magnoliopsida; Fabales; Fabaceae
Product: ABC transporter C family member 10
Exons: 12
Coding region: 163-4590 (1475 amino acids)
Biological process (GO): transmembrane transport
Cellular component (GO): membrane
Molecular function (GO): ATP binding; ABC-type transporter activity; ATP hydrolysis activity
Source: RefSeq, a predicted model, not a curated record
AUCAAGAGCCCUUUAUUUCCUUCUGUUUUCUAUUCCAACUUACCUUUUUUCAUUCUAAAUCAACCAAUACUUCUCCUUGUAGAAGCAUUUGUGUCAGUUGUAGUGUGAAACACAAAGUAAACUGUUUACGUUCUAAUAAGACUUUGAGCAGCUAAAAAGAAGAUGGUUGAUGUUUGGAGCUUUAUUUGUGGGGACUGUGGUUUUUCUAAGAAUGGAGGAAAGCCUUUUUGUUAUGAUAUAAAUUUUUUGAAAGAUCCUUCCUCAUGCAUCAACCAUUUGAUGGUAACUUUUUUAGAUGUGUUCUUGUUGAUCAUGUUGUUGUUCAUGAUGUUCCUUAAGAUUUCGUCAAGACCCUUCUGGAGUUUAGUAAGAUAUUCAAACUUGCAGCUAGUCUCUGCCAUAACCAAUGGCUUUCUUGGGUUGCUACAAAUUUCCUUAGGAAUUUGGAUUUUAAAGGAAAAAUUAAGGAAAAAUCACGAAUUCUUUCCUCUUAAGGAGUGGUUGCUAGAAAUCUUUCAUGGCUUCACAUGGUUGUCAGUAAGUUUAACUGUAAGCCUUCAGCUAAAACAACCCUCGAGAGCAUGUUUGUGGAUUUGUUUUGUUCCUAUGUUCUUUGUUUGUGGUACAUUAUGCACCUUAUCCAUGUCUUACGCAAUUGGCGCCGGAAAAUUGUCCCUCAAGGCAGCUUUAAAUGUUCUAUCUUUUCCAGGAGCGGUUUUAUUGUUGUUAGGAACAUACAAAGCAUGUCAAUGUGAAGAUGCUAAUAGAGAAAUUGGUGAAAGUCUUUAUGCUCCUUUAAAUUGUCAUUUCAAUGAAGUUGAUCCUAUUAGCAAUGUAACCCCGUUUUGUAAAGCUGGAUUCUUUAGUAAGAUUUCAUUUUGGUGGUUAAAUCCAUUGAUGAAAACGAGUCAAGAAAAAACACUUCAGGAUGAGGAUAUCCCAAAAUUAAGAGAGUUUGACCGAGCAGAAACUUGUUAUUUGACAUUUGUGGAACAAUUAAACAAACAAAGACAAUGUGAAUCAUCAAAACAUUCAUCAAUUUUAUGGACAAUCAUUUUAUGCCACCAGAGAGAAAUUUUGGUAACCGGGUUGUUUGCUUUUUUCAAGGUACUCGCUCUAUCUUUUACUCCUCUACUUCUGAACGCCUUUAUAAUGGUUGCUGAGGGUAAUGAAAGUUUCAAAUAUGAAGGUUAUAUAUUAGCCAUGUCACUCUUCUUUAUAAAAAUCAUAGAAUCCCUAUCACAAAGACAAUGGUAUUUCCGCACUAGACUUGUUGGAAUGAAAGUUAGAUCACAACUUACUGCAACCAUUUCUAAAAAAAUAUUAAGGUUAUCCAAUACAGCGAGAUUGGUUCACUCAGGUGGUGAAAUAAUGAAUUAUAUGACGGUGGAUGCUUAUAGAAUUGGAGAAUUUCCAUUUUGGUUUCACCAAACUUGGACAACAAUCCUCCAAUUGUGUAUUGCAUUAGUAAUCCUUUUCCGCACAAUUGGACUAGCAACACUAGCAUCAAUGGCGGUGAUAGUUCUCACCGUGCUUUGCAAUGCUCCACUAUCAAAGUUACAAUACAAAUUUCAGAGUAAACUUAUGUUGGCACAAGACGAGAGAUUAAAGGUUAGUUCUGAAGCUCUCACGAAUAUGAAAGUGUUGAAACUAUAUGCAUGGGAAAACCAUUUUAAAAACGUUGUAGAUUGCUUAAGAAAUGUGGAACUCAAAUUGUUAUCUUCCGUGCAAUUAAGAAGAACAUACAAUGUCUUUCUCUUUUGGGCCUCACCAAUACUGGUAUCUGUUGCCUCUUUUUUGGCAUGUUACUUCUUGGAAGUUCCAUUGCAUGCAAGUAAUGUUUUCACAUUUGUGGCAACUUUGAACCUUGUUCAAGAUCCAAUUUCAAGCAUUCCGGAUGUUAUUACAGCGAUUAUUCAAGCUAAAGUUGCAUUUGCUCGAAUUGCUGUUUUCCUUAAUGCCCCGGAGUUGUUGAGUAAAAAUUUGAAGAAUGAGUGCUUCCGUGUUGACCUCAAAGGCUCAAUUUCAAUAAAAUCCGCUGACUUUUCAUGGGAAGGCAAUGCAUUAAAGCCAACAUUGAGGAGUAUAAAUUUUGAGGUUAGACAUGGCCAAAAGGUGGCUAUCUGCGGAAAAGUUGGCUCUGGCAAAUCAACCCUUUUAGCAACAAUUCUUGGAGAAGUUCCUAAAACAAAGGGAAUUAUUGAUGUUCAUGGGAAGUUCGCAUAUGUUUCUCAAACAGCAUGGAUACAAACAGGCACAAUACGGGAAAAUAUCUUGUUUGGAUCUGAAAUGGAUGACGAAAAAUAUCUAGAAACACUUAAGAGGUCUUCACUUCUAAAGGAUCUUGAGUUGUUUUGCUAUGGAGACCUUACUGAAAUAGGUGAAAGAGGAGUAAAUUUAAGUGGAGGUCAGAAGCAGCGAAUUCAACUGGCUCGUGCUUUUUAUGAGAAUGCUGAUAUAUAUCUAUUGGAUGAUCCAUUUAGUGCUGUUGAUGCUCAUACUGCAAAGAAAUUGUUUGAUGAAUACAUCAUCGAAGGACUCAAAGGGAAAACAGUCUUACUUGUGACACAUCAAGUCGAACUCCUCCCGAAGUUUGAUUCUAUUUUGUUGAUAUCUGAUGGGGUAAUCCUACAAACUGGUCCAUAUCACCAGUUAAUGACAUCAAGCCAAGACUUCCAAGACCUUAUCAAUGCUCACAAGGAGACUUCCGAUUCUGACCAACUUGCAAGUGUUACUUUAUCGCAGAGACAUUCAAGUUCCAAUAAGUGUACGCAAGCAAUCGUAUUAAAGCAGUUUAACGCACCAAAUGGCAAUCAAUUGAUUAAGAAAGAAGAAAGGGGGAAAGGAGACACAGGAUUGAAGCCUUACUUACAAUAUCUGAAUCAGAUGAAAGGCUAUAUAUUCUUCUCAAUGACUGCACUCACUGACCUUCUUUUUGUGGUUUUUUCGAUAUUGCAAAAUUCAUGGAUGGCUGCUAACGUUGACAAUCCACAUGUCAGCGCAUUGAAAUUGAUUUUAGUUUAUUUCACUAUUGGUGCUUUUUCAAUAGUUUUUAUAUUCACCAGAGGUCUACUUGUAGUUGCUUUAGGUCUUCAAUCAUCAAAUUAUUUAUUUUCACAGUUGAUGAACUCCCUCUUCCGAGCACCCAUGUCAUUUUAUGACUCUACACCAUUGGGAAGGAUACUAAGUAGGGUCUCAUCUGAUCUGAGCAUUAUCGAUCUCGACAUACCAUUUAGCCUCACUUUUGCUGUGGGAGCUCCAAUUGUUUUUUUUUCUAGUCUAACAGUUUUGGCUGUUGUCUCAUGGCAAGUCUUGAUAGUGGCUAUACCAAUGAUUUAUGUUGCUAUUCUCAUGCAGAAAUACUAUUUUGCCUUAGCAAAAGAAGUAAUGCGGAUAAAUGGUACAACAAAAUCGUCAUUAGCUAAUCAUGUAGCUGAAACAGUUGCGGGAGCUGCAACAAUAAGGGCUUUUGAGGAUGAAGAUCGUUCUUUUGAGAAGAACCUUUAUCUAAUUGAUGUUAAUGCUAGUUCUUUUUUCCAUAUUAUUGCCUCAAAUGAGUGGUUGAUCCAACGGUUAGAAAUAAUCAGUGCAAUUGUUCUCACCGCUGCAGCACUUUGCAUGGUUAUGCUCCCUCCUGGAACAUUCACAUCGGGAUUUAUUGGCAUGGCUCUAUCUUAUGGCCUAUCACUAAACGCUGCCUUAGUAUACUCAAUUCAACAUCAAUGCACUCUUGCAAAUUACAUAAUAUCAGUGGAGAGACUAAAUCAAUAUAUGCAUAUAAAAAGUGAAGCGGAAGAAAUAGUUGAAGAAAACCGUCCUCCUUUGAAUUGGCCAGUUGCAGGCAAAGUAGAAAUAAAUGAUUUGAAGAUACGAUACAGGCCUGAAGGACCACUUGUACUUCAUGGGAUCACAUGCACAUUUGAACCAGGCCGCAAGAUUGGUAUUGUUGGAAGAACAGGCUGUGGGAAAUCCACACUUAUUAGUGCUCUAUUUCGUCUUGUGGAACCAGCAGGAGGGAAAAUUAUAAUCGAUGGAAUAGACAUAACAUCUAUCGGUCUUCAUGAUUUGAGGUCACGUUUGGGUAUUAUACCUCAGGAUCCUAUCCUUUUUACUGGGACAGUACGAUAUAAUUUGGACCCUUUAUCUGAACAUACUGAUCAAGAGAUAUGGGAGGUUCUCGGGAAGUGUCAGUUGCGAGAAGUUGUCCAAGGGAAAGAAGAGGGUUUAAACUCCUCAGUUCUUGAAGAUGGAUCAAACUGGAGUAUGGGACAAAGGCAGUUAUUCUGUUUAGGGCGCGCUCUUUUGAGGAGAAGUAGGAUAUUGGUGUUGGACGAAGCAACUGCUUCAAUUGAUAAUUCUACUGAUCUUAUUCUACAAAAAAACAUUAGGGUUGAGUUUGCAGAUUGUACAGUGAUCACAGUAGCACACAGGAUACCAACGGUGAUGGAUUGCAAUAUGGUUCUUGCUAUAAGUGAUGGAGAACUGGCGGAGUAUGACGAGCCAACGAACUUGAUGAAAAGAGAAGAAUCUUUGUUUCGGAAACUUGUUAUAGAAUACUGGUCUCAUUUUCAAUCUGCAGAAUCGCAUUGACCUUUUUAUCUUACACUGGGAAGAAGACACACGUGAGGAAAUUAAGGAGAAAUAACAGAAAGGUGUCAUGUGACAGAUUGAGUGAGUAUGGAAAUUCUAGAAGUAACGUAAAAAUGAGAAGAAUUCUGAAUUUUGUGGAAAUAGAGGGUGAGGCAAAGUGAAGAAUUCUGUACCUGUUUCUUUCUUAAUUUACUUGUUGUAAGGAUUAGUGUUUCAGUCAUUGUCAUAGUUUUAUUCCCAACGUUUUUCAAUUGAAUAUUGUAACAAGAUCAUUUUAUCUCAUAUGGAUCAAAUUUGAGUUUCAAUAUUAA